AUGGAGGAUGGGCGCCUCGAAUCACGGUCACGUUGGUUAGCGAGGACAGCGACGGCGUCGUUGGCUGAGCGCAGGGGCGAGGGCGUCGACCGACGGGCGGCGCAUCAGGAGCCCCUCGCUGGCGAGCGGCUGGCGCGGGAGGCCGCGGUCGAGACGGUGAGCGCGGCCGAGGCCCUCGCGAACGUCGCGGAGUACGGCCCGAACUACGUCCUGCCGCAGGCCGCGGAGUCUAAGACGGCGCGGCGGAAACGGCUGCGCGUGGACGCGGCGGCGAGGAUCGCCGGGCACGCUGUAGUCGAGACUGGCACGCACGUGGAGAUCCUGGGCGAGCAGAGGUGGUGGCCGGGCACCAUCACGGGGCGGGAGGAGGGUUCGGACGGCCGGCUCGUGCACGCGGUCGAGUACGACGGCUACCCCGACCAGGAUUUCCGAAUCAACUUAGAGGAAGAGACGUGGAGGCGGGUGACGCUCGGCGCCGGCGGCGCGGCCCCCACCAGCGGCGAGGACAGCGACGGCGAGGGCAGCGACGAGGCUGCGGACGCGCUGCCGGCCAGCGCGACCGACAGCGGCAGCGCGGUCGCCACCAGCGACAAGGGGAGCGACGUCGAGGGGGACGGCGACGAGGCUGGGGACGCGCUGCUGACCUGCGAGCCCGCUCCGACACAGCCAAGGGAGCGGCGCAGCACGAGGGCUGGCGACGAGAGCCCGGCGGCAGCCGGGAUGGCCAGCGGCGACGCCGGCGCCACGUACGCGGCACUCGGCGGGUAUGUUGGCCGGGAGGAGGCGGUCGGCGAGGCGAGCUCCGCCCCUGCGGCCCUCAACUGGCCGGUCAAAACCAGGGUGAUGUGA
This is a messenger RNA of Emiliania huxleyi CCMP1516, 849 nucleotides long. RefSeq lists its product as hypothetical. The transcript has 2 exons. Bases 1 to 849 code for a protein of 282 amino acids. The record is from RefSeq and is a predicted model, not a curated record. NCBI's taxonomy places the organism in Eukaryota, Haptophyta, Isochrysidales, Noelaerhabdaceae.